GAGCACUUGACACAAUCGGCUAAUAAUAAUCUCCGCAAUUCAUGCGAACAAUUUCUGCUGUCAUUUGUCUCACAACUCAUACUAAUCACACAUUUAGAGCCGACGGAUGUAUUGAAUGUGAUUCCAGCCAUGAAUUUGCUGUUUGUUGCGGGAAGAGUGGCCUUUUGGGUCGGCUAUCCCGUGCACAGGGGAGUAGGCUUCACUCUAUCCCAUAAUAUGAAAGAUUAUUUCCUGGAUUACGACUACAAUGUUGUGGUACUAGACUGGGAGACUCCGGCCUCGGAUUCAAACUAUUUUAACGCCGCCUUUAAUUGUCAAAUAGUGGGCGCAAUGCUGUCAUACUUUGUGCGGACAUUGGUCUCAAUGGGCGUUAAUGUGGCGAACAUUCAUUUGGUGGGUCACAGUCUGGGCGCACAUAUCGUUGGCUUUUGCGGCAAAAACUUUACAAACCCUAAGAUCGGUCGCAUCUCUGGCUUAGAUCCGGCCGGUCCUGGCUUUUGGCGCAACGACUCCCGCACACGACUCGCCCCCACAGACGCCUCACUAGUGGUCGUCACUCACACCAGCGGUGGACUCAUUAAAUGGGAUGGGUCUCUCGCAGAUGUGUUGCAAAUGAGCGGUUAUGUGGGAAAUGUUGAGCCACUCGGACACUACGAUUUCCGGCCCAACGGAGGAACAGGACAACCCGGAUGCAAUCGCUCAGUCACUACAUUUAUCACCAAUCGAUUUAAAGGAAAGGCUAAUGAAUCGAGGAAUUGCAACCAUAAUAGGGCCACAGUAUUACCAAUUGCUGAUCGAGGGCUAAAAGAAGUGGACAGUUGUCAACUGAUUGCUUACGAAUGCGAUUCUUAUGACAAUUUUUAUUCGGGUAAAUGCGGUGAUUGCGGAACCGAUGGUCAUCGGUGUCGACCGCUUGAGUUCAAUCUGGAGUAUUGGCUCAACGAUGACAAUAUUAUCUAA
Medioppia subpectinata is the source of this 960-nucleotide messenger RNA. The record is from the annotation of a GenBank genome assembly. NCBI's taxonomy places the organism in Eukaryota, Metazoa, Arthropoda, Arachnida, Sarcoptiformes, Oppiidae.